This is a messenger RNA of Lichtheimia ornata, 522 nucleotides long. RefSeq lists its product as uncharacterized. Gene Ontology annotation, molecular function: RNA polymerase II cis-regulatory region sequence-specific DNA binding; protein dimerization activity; DNA-binding transcription factor activity, RNA polymerase II-specific. Lineage: Eukaryota; Fungi; Mucoromycota; Mucoromycetes; Mucorales; Lichtheimiaceae. The transcript has 3 exons. Gene Ontology annotation, biological process: regulation of transcription by RNA polymerase II. The record is from RefSeq and is a predicted model, not a curated record. Bases 1 to 522 code for a protein of 173 amino acids.
AUGGUGCCUCCCUUUGAAGAAAUGUCCUUUACACUCCUUGAUGAACCUGUCAAAUCACCUUCACCUCCACCCAACGGUCCGCUUUUCCUAAAGUUUUCGGCAGACCUGUCAUCACACCAAAAGACAGCCAAAAAGGUCAACAAACCGAAACGUCAAACCACAUACCUUGUCAAUGGCGUCAACAUUUUAAACAGAAACGAGGUUGACAGCAAAACAGCUAUUGAAAGGAUUCAGCGGCGGCGAGAAAAUCACAACCAUGUCGAACGUAGACGACGAGACAAUAUCAACAAUACCAUUUUGCAAAUUUCACAACUCGUACCCGAAGCCCAACAGCAUCAAACAGGCCAAAAGCCCAACAAGGGCAAAGUUUUGGAGCAAGCUCUCGAUUACAUUCAGGCCCUCCAGAAGGAAAACCAAGAACUUCGACAACAAUUAUCCUAUGCAUCUCCAUCUUCUUACGCCUCUUCCACUCCUUCUUCUUUUUCAUCGCCAUCAUCAUCGUCAUCGUCAUCGCUUAUCUAG